AUGGGCAUCAUAUUUAGCAAUUUAUGGAAUAAAUUAUUCUCAAAAACACAAGUGAAAAUUAUCAUUGUUGGUCUAGAUAAUGCGGGCAAAACAACCAUUCUAUAUAAACUUUUGAUGAAUCAGGUCGUAACAACAACACCCACCAUUGGCAGUAAUGUCGAAGAAGUUGAAUACAAAAACUUAAAGUUCCUUAUGUGGGCCGUUAUUAUGGUCAUCGACAGUACGGACGUUGGUAGGCUUCAUUUAGCAGAGCAGGAACUACAUCAGAUGAUGGAAAGUGAUCAAUUGCAAAAUGCUAGUCUAUUAGUAUUUGCGAAUAAGCAGGAUGCAAAAGGUGCAUUAGGAGCAGCAAAAAUAUCAGAAGCCUUGGGUCUAAGCAAAUUAAAGGAUAGGCAAUGGCAUAUCCAGGCGUGCUCUGCGUUGACAGGAGAGGGUCUUUACGAAGGGCUGGAUUGGAUAGUCUUACAAUUGACAGAUUCGUAA
Messenger RNA from Mycotypha africana, 483 nucleotides. RefSeq names its product P-loop containing nucleoside triphosphate hydrolase protein. The record is from RefSeq and is a predicted model, not a curated record. NCBI's taxonomy places the organism in Eukaryota, Fungi, Mucoromycota, Mucoromycetes, Mucorales, Mycotyphaceae. Gene Ontology annotation, molecular function: GTPase activity; GTP binding. Gene Ontology annotation, cellular component: trans-Golgi network; cytoplasm. The coding region runs from base 1 to 483 and encodes 160 amino acids. Gene Ontology annotation, biological process: protein localization to Golgi membrane; vesicle-mediated transport; intracellular protein transport. The transcript is spliced from 6 exons.